AAAAUUGGUGUAUUUACUCGACAAGCUGUUUCACUUGGUCUGAUUUCUUUUGUUUUGAACGCUGAUGUUUUCAAACAACACCUGAAGCAAACGACUGAGGUCUGUCUGAUCAAAUACAGCUGGCUGAAGAAAAUGCCAGCGUUUACGCUACCUACUGUUGACUUGACUGUUGACUUUGCCCGGAUGUUGGUUCGAGGCAAAUAUGUUUCUCAGCCUUCAAUUCGUCGCUUUCUCAGUAGGGUGUUCAACUAGGUCAGGUUUUUCUCCCGUACCCUCCUAUCUCGCGAUCCGGAUGCAUUCCUUCGAUCUCUCCUCAGUAGUUCGCUGUUUCUCCGCCGCCGAUGGGGUGGCGCUGCGGUCGGCAGCAGCCAGCUGGCUGGUCCGCGGGUACACCGCCGACGGGCGGCGACCAGUGCUGCCAGAUUUGGAGGAUUUCCGCAAAUCUGGAGGAUUUUGAACUCUAUUUGCGGACAAAUUUCGCGUUUGGAGGAUUUUUGAUUCUGGAGGAAAAUCUGGAGGAUUUGUCACCCGAUUAAUAUAUUCAAUUUCAUGGAAAAAUACAACGCGUUCAAGACUCAAAAGACAUUUUCCUGCCCAGCUUCACCCUACCCGUUAGGAUAUAUCACUGCCCUUUAUCACCGUGAGACUGGAAUGUCUCAGUCUGUAGCUAUAUCCACGAAUAUCAUGGUGACUAUUUGUUCCUAUUUCGUGUACGAUUGUACCAUAUGUUUUUGAAGGUACCGAACUACUGGCGGAUCAAAGGGGGACAUUUGGCGCAAAUUCCCCCCCCCCCCCCCUCCUGCAGCGUCCAAAAUCGAAGAAAAUUUUCGUUUUUUUUUUCAAGGAUAAAACGAAAACUAAACAACUUUUAUUAUAAAAAAGCAUCUUUUAAACUACACAGCAGUGCGAAAGGAAUCGAAAUCCGAUGAGUUUUUAGAAUUUGGAGAAACCUUUUCGGAGAUAUGCCCUCCCGCAGCGUCCAAGACCGCCUAUCUGGAUCCGCCAAUGGGAUUUGGAGGAAUCUGGAGGAUUUUUGUAACUGAUCUGGAGGAUUACAGCCUUCUCCAUCUGGCAGCACUGGCGGCGACGUCCGGCAGUCCUGCGCCGUCGCCGUCAGCUGAGGAGGUCGGGCUGAGUGUUCCGAGUGGGUCGUGCCGGUCUCAUCACGUGUGUGCCGGGGUCUGCCGAGCGGGCGCGGGUACGAUGCCCGAUCGCUGAGCCCGUCGGCGCCAUCAAUCUGCCGGUGAUGGAGGACGCUCACAGGGAGUGGCUGUGGCGGACGGCCGGCCGGCUGGGCCGCACGGCGCUCCUGCUCGGCCUGGUCGCCUGCACCUGGUGGCCGGCGCUGGUCGGCUGCCUCUCCUGUCUGUCCAUCGCGCUGCCUCUCAAAUGGCUGCACGAGCUGUGGCUGAGCUCACGGAGCGCGCUGGCCGGUCCGUACCACAUGACGCGUACGGUGCUGGUCAGCGGCGGCCACCGGCCGCAGGGACUGCACGUGGCGCGCGCGCUCCGCAAGGAGGGCUUCCGCGUGGUGGUGGUGAGCCCGCGCAGCUGCCUGGCCACGCUGGCGUUCUACUCCACCUGCGUCGACCGGGUGAUCCAGGUGCCGUGCCCGCGCACGGCGCCGCAGCACUACGCGCGCGAGCUGCACCGCAUCGCCAUCGACUACCGGGUGGACUUUUUCCUGCCGAUGCCGGCGCCCAAGGAGGUGGAGGCCGAGUCGGCGGCGGCCAGCCAGCUCUCGCGGAUUGGCGUCAGCUGCCUGUGCGUGCCGCUGCCGCACGUGGCUGACUUUGUGCGCCUGGACCGGUUCUACGAGCUGGUGGAGAGCAUGAACAUGGAGACGGUGAUGUAUUACAAGGUCCGGGACAUGGCGCGCGUGGCCGGUCUCUACCGGCGCGGCGUGAUCGUCAUCAACGGCUGCCGCUUCAUGGCGAAGACGGCGGCACCCAACGGGCUGCACGAGUCCAAAUGGCUGCCGAUGCCGCGCAGCCUCUCCGAGGCGCAGCAGAAGUACGACGGCGUCAUUGGCGACGCCUCGGGCAGCACGUGGGUGGUGGCCAAGUUCACCGCCGGCUACCAGUACCUCCUGACGGUGGUGGUGCGCAAGAACCGCGUGCUGGCCUCGGUGGCGUGCCGCGAGGGACGCACCCUUCACAUGGUUCGCAGCCGGGAGAUGGAGCAGUGGGCGGUGCAGUUCUUCCGCCGGCUGCCGCGCGAGGUGUCCGGCGCGUUCACCUUCCGCUUCCUGAAGACGGUGCCGGAGGGCCGGCGCACCACCUACCUGCCCGUGUUCUGUAAGCCGUGCGCCGACCUGUCGCUGCUGUUCGUGGACGGUCGGAUGGGCGUGCUGUCGGCGCUGCUGGCGGACGGCGCGCAGCCGCCGGCCGUGGACGUCUUCUCCGAGCCGCGCCGGCCGCUCUGCGUCUACAGCGGCUACGCGCAGCUGCUGCGGCUGGCCGAGCUGCUGCCGCAGCCGCGCCAGCUGCUCGCCGAGCUGGCGCGCACCGUCAAGCUGCUGCUGCGCGGCCGGGAGGCGGUGUUCUCGCUGUGCGACCCGCUGCCGUUCCUGCUGUGGAACCACGUCCUGCUGCCGUGGCGGCUGGUGCGGGGCCUGCUCUGCGGCGGACGCACCGUCGACCAGUUCGACUUCCUGUCGGGCCAGUUCCGCGACGCCGGGGAGUGGUUCGCUGGCCUCGAGGAGGAGCAACGCCUCUGAGAGCUGCGGGGGCGAGGGUCGAACGCAGCUCUGAACAGACCCUGUCUUCAAUUUGGGGCGAUGCUGAAUACUUCUGUCGAUAGCGCUGAAAGUAACGCGCUGUCACGUCGUGCCAUUCGAUGGGCUCAAGAGCUUCUCUCAUUCUCUUUUUUCAUCCAGAGGGGCAUAAUUCCAUAACUCAUGAGCUGUGCAAGGGGUUCAAGAUGCAAGUCAUAUCAAUAAUAGGUGUGUCCGGUGCUUAGCUGAGCUUAUGUUCAGGUGCUGUGUUAUGUUUGAGCUAUUUUCUAACUCGCCAUGUGUGUGAGGUCCUCGCUGAGGGUGUUUGUGUUUCCAUAUCGUUGUUGUGUGCCACAUUUAUUCUAUGAAGUGAGGACGACCUUGCGCUGUGGAUGGCGAUUUACCAAAGAUCUCACCGUGUGUCUGACUGUUUGUGAGCGAAAGAUGACAGGUCAUCCAACAAAACUCUGCUUGUGCCAAGCGAGCGCGAGCUAAUUUCCACGAAAAUGCGAUUCGCGGCCACUGGCCAGCACAUUGUUGACUGCGGCCCCAUGUGCUCUAUGAUACUCGACUUGUUACCAUGUUUUAAUAUAUUCUGCUUUACUACGACGUGCGUGGGGUGGGUGGUGUCUCUCUGUAGUGAUUCGUCACUAGCUCAUAAAACGCAGCACGGAACGGCUGCUGGUGCAUAGUGCGUUGUAUGCUCGCCAUGUAACCUUGUAGUGGAGGCGACCAAAUACAUAUCAUCAUCACCAGC
Molecule: messenger RNA, 3473 nt
Organism: Amphibalanus amphitrite
Lineage: Eukaryota; Metazoa; Arthropoda; Thecostraca; Balanomorpha; Balanidae
Exons: 1
Coding region: 1247-2719 (490 amino acids)
Source: RefSeq, a predicted model, not a curated record